GCAGGCAGCAGGCAGAUCCCAGCUCGCAGCCCUCCCUGUGCAGCUCCACGCCACACCCCUCCCACGCGGAUCGCUAGGGGAGGAUCGCACUCAGCUCUGAUUCAGGAAUUCCCUCUUUCUUCAAGAGCUGUUGCUAGGAGUUGGGAGAAAUGAAGGGAAGAAAGAAGGGACGUUCCUCACCUUCACCCUUGAUCUUGCUGCUCUUCUGUAUCGCCGGGCAUGCAACUGCUGAGCUGGAUGGCAGCAAAGAAGAGCAUGUUGUGGGUGCUGGUUUGCCUCCACUGAAGCUGGUGCACUCCUUCUGUGCCAUGAAAGCCGACGAAGGCCCGUGCAAAGCCAUCCACAUCCGAUAUUUCUUCAGCAUCAAGAGCCGCAAGUGCGAGGUGUUUGAGUAUGGUGGAUGCCAUGGCAAUGAGAACAACUUCCUGACACUGGAGGAAUGCCAGGAGAAGUGUGUGCCAAAAGAAUUUCCUCAGAAGAUGGCAUUAGCAAAAAAUAAGAAAGCAUUGUUUCUAGGACAGCCUGACUUCUGCUUCCACGCCCAAGAGCCCGGGGUGUGCCGAGGGUAUUUUACCAGGUACUUCUACAACAAAGAGACAAAAUUGUGUGAGAAAUUCAAGUAUGGUGGGUGCCUAGGAAACCAGAACAACUUCAGGAGUUUGGAGGAGUGCCAGAAAACCUGCGAAGACAACUCUGUUACAGCUGAAGAUCAUCCCAGCACUGUGAACAGCAGCUCCCCAGCAGCAGGGCAUCCCAGCACUGUGAACAGCAGCUCCCCAGCAGCAGAGCAUCCCAGCACUGUGAACAGCAGCUCCCCAGCAGCAGAGCAUCCCAGCACUGUGAACAGCAGCUCCCCAGCAGAAGCACCCAGCCAGUCUCCUGGGAUUUUUGGUAAUUCACUGCCAGCUGCUCCAAAUGAGGAGUCCAACACCCUGAACAGCAGUUCCCCAAAGGAGGAGCCCAACCAGUUCCCCAUUUUUUUUGUUGUGCAAGAGGAAGCAACAAACAGUUGGAAAGAGCCUGAGCAUUCUCACCAAGUAUUUAUGUUGGUUUUUUGCUUUUGCACUUGCUUGCACUUUUGAGGACUGAGUGAUGACGUAGAGACUCGCAUUUUAUAUGUUUCUGCAUUUUAUAUGAUCUGUAAGAUAACAGGUGUGUAGGUGGCAUUCCUGUGCUCUUUGCUUAGAAUGGAGUGUCCAAUAAAGCAUGACUGUGUGCUGUACUCUGAUUUUUGCCUGCGCUGUAAUCUAUAAGCACUGCUGGUCUGAUGUAAGUUUCUGUACAGUUGUGUUGUUUGCCACGUGCAAAGCAUCAACGAACUCUGUAAUUUAAAUGAAUGAAUAUAAAACAGUAAAGAUUUUGGCAACCUGUUUUACUGAAAACUCUGAAUUGCGUAAGGUCUGCUAAUAAGUCUAGGGGCAUUAAGGGGCAAGCACAUUCCCUGAAAGUUUUUAGUCAUAGUAUGAAUAAUCCUCCAAACAGCUGACCUAUACCAGGAAAGGAGCAUGCUUCACUAUGUUUUCUUAGAGGAAAUGGAAGGGGUUUUGACUGUGUCAGCAACAGGGAAUUUUCCUGCACAGCAGACUUUGAGGGUAAGAGAAAGAGAACUGAAGACUGAUGGAACAGAGUCAGUGUAGCAGAUGGGUUGGGUGAGAAGCGCAGCUGUGGAAGGACCAGGGAAUUUCAGUGGAAAGUCUGAAGAUCCAACAGGUUCUUCCUAACUGUGUGACCUUUGUCUUGCCCUUGUCUGCCUCAUGCAGCCUUCUGCUCUGUUUAUCAGCUGGUACCCUUCAGGCUGCUGGAAUGGGCUAAAAUCAGGUGAUUUUGGCAAUCCCACUAGAGAGGAAAGCCAAAGCUGACCGCUGAUUUCUCCACAGAGACCUGGAGAACGUUGUCUCCAUUGUUGCUCUUUCUGGAGGUGCAGCUAUACAGUGAAGCUCCAAGGCAGAGACAGGUCACACAAACGUGCAGGGUGACUGUCUGUAGCUUUCUGUGAGGGACAGGAAUUUCAGUGAACUAUUUGGGAUGGAGUGGCUGAUGUCCAUCUCCUCAAGCAUAGGCAAAUUGAUCUGCCAUUGUAAUAUCUAUUUGCUAUGUAAAUUAGCCUGGCUAUGUAUCUUUUUCAAA
Molecule: messenger RNA, 2127 nt
Organism: Melospiza melodia melodia
Lineage: Eukaryota; Metazoa; Chordata; Aves; Passeriformes; Passerellidae
Gene: TFPI
Product: tissue factor pathway inhibitor
Exons: 8
Coding region: 150-1082 (310 amino acids)
Biological process (GO): negative regulation of peptidase activity
Cellular component (GO): extracellular region
Molecular function (GO): serine-type endopeptidase inhibitor activity
Source: RefSeq, a predicted model, not a curated record